AUGACGGUGCCCAGGUGGGAGCGCGCAGCCCGGCUGCUGCUCUGCGCGGCGGGGCUGGCGCUCUCUAUUUACGCCUUGCACGUGGAGACUUCCAAGGAGCGCGACGCCGCCUACCGGGCUAUGUGCGACAUCAACCCCGACAUCAGCUGCUCCCGCGUCUUCACCUCCAGGUGGGGUCGUGGCUUUGGCUUAGUGGCAGACCUCCUGGGACCUCACAGCCUCUUCAAUCAGCCAAACAGCAUUUUUGGGAUUAUUUUCUAUAUUCUGCAGAUACUUCUGGGUUUCUUUAACCACAGCCUGGCAGCCAUUACUCUAGUGGGCUCUUCAUUGGUCUCCAUUGCUGGAUCUCUCUACUUGGCCUACAUCCUCUUUUAUGUGCUCCAUGAUUUCUGCGUGAUUUGCAUCAGCACCUACAUUCUCAACUUUGCCCUCCUGUUUAUAAACUACAAGCGCCUCGGCUACCUCAACCAUCCACCCCAGCUGAAGGCAAAAGCUAAAAGGCGCUGAAUUCCACGUCCUUUAGGCCUGGACAACCUCUGGACCUUGUUUUUGAAGGUGACCAAGUAGACUUAGAUCAUUUAGACACCAUCUUUGUCUUCUCUGCCCAGGAAGUCAUGUUUUUCAGCAUGUCUCCCAUCGUCCUUCAGACUCCAAACAUCUCAACUACCUGCUUUCUACUAACUGGAACCAAAAUGGAAGCUACCUUGGAUGAUGCAAACCAAAAUGGAGCUGUUUUGAUUUUACAACUUGUUAAGUGGCAUUUUUUCUUAGCUCUUUUAAAUUGUUUUAUGUAUACUCAUUUUGUACAACUAGAGGUUGUUCUUCAUGUGUAGAAAAUGAUAAAUGGAGGAGUUUUAUUAGUGGAUUAAAGUGUAGGGGAAGGUAGCAUCAACGUAAUAUGGGCAACCAGGUGAUCGAUACCUGAUCCUUUUUCAUAUGCAUGGCACAUACCACAUGCGUGUUAAAAGAGGCAGGGGCUUAUCAUUCAGUUAUACCUGCCAUUUUGAUGCCCUACUUAAUAUAAACUUUUAAGGAUUUUGGACCAUGAUAUUAAAAGCGUCUCCCCAUUGAACAGGGGCUGCUUAAACCAACACCGUUUCACACUGAUAAUCAAGCUUGGUUUACUUUUCCCAUCAUUAAUUUCCUUUGCCUGGUGUUAAGCUGACCGUAUUAUUUGGCACACUGAAACAAUGUAUCCCAAACAGCAGACAGUGACGCAUAAUUGCAAAAAAUA
Messenger RNA from Protobothrops mucrosquamatus (brown spotted pit viper), 1234 nucleotides. Its product is annotated as vitamin K epoxide reductase complex subunit 1-like protein 1. The transcript has 3 exons. The record is from RefSeq and is a predicted model, not a curated record. Gene Ontology annotation, biological process: vitamin K metabolic process; peptidyl-glutamic acid carboxylation. Gene Ontology annotation, molecular function: vitamin-K-epoxide reductase (warfarin-sensitive) activity. Bases 1 to 507 code for a protein of 168 amino acids. NCBI's taxonomy places the organism in Eukaryota, Metazoa, Chordata, Lepidosauria, Squamata, Viperidae.